AUGGCAGCGAAGGCGCCGCAGCAGCCCCAGCAACCGCAACAUCUUACCCAGCCUCAAGCGCAACAACAACAGCAGCCACCGCAGCAAUUCGAAUGUCUUGAGAUUAAGACAAAGAGUAUCGAGGCGACACUUCUACCACUCGUCAAACAGAUUUCGUCAUUGGUGGAGACGCAUGCCAGCGCCGGUGGGCUUAGGCCGUCGGCGGUGGCGAGGGUCGGGCAGGCGGUGAAUAUGGCCGUUGACCGAUUCGUCACCGUCGGCGAAACCAUCGCUGACGACUACGUCGAAGUGCGGCAGGGCAUGUACGAGGCGUGUAAGGAAGCGCGACAGGCCGGAAGUGCGAUCGAGCGGAUAUGCGAGGAAGCCGAUGUCGAGGUCGGAUCCGACCGGAGCACGCUGGUACGCGAGGCGAGAUGUCUUCUCGGAGCUAUAACGCGUGUUUUAUUGCUUGCUGACAUCGUCGUCGUCAAGCAAUUACUAUUGGCCAAAGAUAAGGUGCAACGUAGUUUAGACCGAUUGGAAUCGGUGAAUAACUUUACGGAGUUUGUGAAAGCGUUCAGCCAUUUCGGGUCCGAAAUGGUCGAGCUGGCUCAUCUUACCGGGGACAGGCAGAACGACUUGAAGGACGAGCGACGGCGAGCGCAAAUGGCCGCUGCUAGGCAGGUCCUCGAGAGAUCUACGAUGAUGUUAUUAACGUCGAGUAAAGCUACGCUCCGGCAUCCCGAUAGUUCGACGGCGCGCGAGAAUCGCGAUACCGUCUUCUGUCAGAUGCGACGCGCCAUGGACCUCAUCCACUUUGUCGUCAAGGACGGCGUGCUCAAUUCCGCCAUGGAAGCGUCGCCGCCGUGCCACAAGGAGGAGCUGGACGUCGACCGAGGGACUUUCAAUUCGUGCAUGCGAAACCUGCAACAUCUAUUGGAACUCAGUCGGGUUACACUAGAUCGUAAUCAAUUGCGCUCGCCGCGUCGUAAUUAAUUUCGGCUCUCAUUGUUUAGACGGUUCGUGUCACGAUUCACAGACAGUGCCUACACCAGCCACGAGCAUCGCCAGGCUAUCUUAGAUACCAGCGACCGACUUCGGAACGAAUUGGACCACUUAUUAGGAUUAUACGCCAACGUGAUUGGAUUUGAAGGAGCCUCGGACUGUCCGGAACUCGACACGGUCGUGUCGGCGACGUUGAACGCCGCCAAGGACCUCUCGAGACAUCUGGCCUCUGCCGCUCUCCAACAGGCACAAGAGUUGAAUGUCGCCACCAAGCACAGCCAGGAACUAGUCACCUCCAUUCGACAGCAGGCGUUGCUUGAGGAACCGGAUCGUUUUCAUCACACGUCUGAUUCGUUUCACGACUCCAUUGAUCACAUUUUAGAAGUAUGUAAACUGUUGCGUCAUGUGGCCGAAUCGGAGAAUCUUCAAGUGUCUGCACGCUUCAUCGAAAUCAAUUUGCGCGUUUAUGGACCGCAAGUCAUCACAGCGGCGAAAACGCUCGCCGCAUAUCCGGGCAGUAAAAUCGCACAGGAAAACUUGGAGGUGUUCACCGACAUGUAUCAGUGGUUGGUCUCGGACGUCACGGCAAUCGUGAAGGACGUUUUGGAGGCGAGUCACGUAAAACCGGAGAAGCAGGUCUACAUGUCACUGCCGCGGCCCGGGAAGCACGGCACGACGUCGAAACCGCUCAAGGCGGUGCGUCUCGAUUCCGAGGAACAAGCAAAGAUAGCAAAGUCAGGGCUGGAGAUGAAGCUGGCCACGAACGAGAUGGACGCCGAGACGGACAAGUGGCAGGAGAAUAGUGCUGGCACUGGAACCGCGCCCGAAGAGAAUAACGACAUCGUAAAACGCGCGAAAAAUAUGUCUUCGAUGGCGUUCUCGAUGUAUCAGUUUACGAAGGGCGAGGGCGACUUGAAAACUACUCAGGAUCUUUUCACUCAGGCGGAGUACUUCGCCGAGGAGGCAAACAGACUGUAUAAAGUUAUUAGACAAUUUAGUUAUCAGGUGCCAGGUGGAGAUAAAAAGAAGGAAUUACUGGAACAUCUUGAUAAGGUUCCAACCUACGUGCAACGGUUGCAGUUUAGCGUUAAGGACCAUACGGUGGGCAAAGCAGCAACGUUUACGAAGGUGGACAACGUGAUCACGGAGACUAAGAAUCUUAUGAAUGUUAUUUCAAAAGUAGUCACGACGUGCUUCGAAUGUGCGACAAAGUACAAGCUGGAUUUCAACAGUGGCGAAGCGGGCGGACGCGGGGCCGGCGGCGAUGGCGGCGCAUCAAGCGGCAGUGGUGGCAGCGGGGACGCCAAGGGCGUUGGUGGGACAGGCUCGGAUCAGAGCUUAUGACAAAUGGGGAUGUCCCGGCGCAACAAGGGAGACUCGAGACGCACUCGAGUCUCUUUCUUGUUGUUCUAGGGACAUCAGGCCCGUUAAAAACAAGACACCACUAUCAGAAGACGAAGAAGAUGAGCUACAACUACAACAACAAAAUGAACACAACGCUAUCCAGUUGCUUCCUAAACGCGUCGCUUGCGUUUCGACACCAUUGCGUUGUUUAUUGGUUCUCGCAGCGCGUGCGGUUUGACAUUUUAUUUGCAUUCUCGCUACACUCGCUACACUCGAGCAUCGAGCAAAUCUGCGUUUGGCACAUGAGCUACAGCAGCUGCAAGCCGAAGGAGAGAUGUGACUGACGAUGAUUAUAUCAAUUCCUAUUGCUGGUUUCUUUAGCCGACGUCCUGAGACUUCUCCAGAUAUCUGACGCUUAUCAGCGCACGAUCGUUUCCCUUUGCUGUCUGUCUUGACAAUAGGACCACCCAGAUGAUCUAAUCGUAAGAGGAAUAAUAAUACAGCUAAGUACAAAACUUAACAACUCACUCAAAAUGCUUUGCGUAACCAAAAGGGGUACAUAGUUAUAAAUUUCUAAGAGUUGUCGCAAAACUAGAAUGCUCUUCGUUUAAUAUUAGCUUGGUUUCGGUUUUUAAGUCUCUUUCGAAUUGGUCUUAAGGAAAACUUCAGUCAGCUCACCGAAUUUAUAUUGGCAUCAAUACUGUGUUUUUGAUUAAAAACUGUCUGAAGUUUUGUUUAUAACUAAAGUCAUGACCAUUCUUAAAAUUUCCUACUAAUAUUAAUAAGACUUAACUAUAUCGACUAACAUUUUAGGUUCACAUGUACUAACAAUGUGAGGAAUGAAAUUCCCAGUUGACAAGACGAAAAGUAAACGAUUGCUGGAACGUUUUGCAGACAAUCGAAAACGUAAGCAACGUGUUAUUUUUAUAGGUUUUAUUUGAUUAGCAUUCUUGGGACCCAAUUUAUACACCAACUGCAAAGAUGACGCUAGAAAAGUUUGUAGAAACCAAAUUGGUCAUAUCAAAUCAAGCCGAUGUCGUUUGUUGUGCGCUUUGAUUGUCUGCGAACGUUUCAAAACGGCGGCACAAUACUGUUGCAUACAUGGUAUUUAAAAAAACAAUCAUAAAAUGACUGUAACAUAGUUUAACGUACAUGUAAGUCUCUAUAGUAACCCAAUCAUAAGCUAGAUAAGUACCUUAAGAGUAUAUUAUUUAAUAACGAGAAGAAAAAGGUAUUAAUAUAAGAUAUUCAUAUAAAAAAGUGAAAACAUGAAACAAAUCAACAAAUAUGAGUAUGUAAUUUUAUUGUAAUAUUAGAAAUUCGAGGAAAAAGGUGAACAACAAGAAAACUUUUAUAUUUUUUGUACAAAUAGCAUAGUUACUCUCUCAUUCGUUGGAAUAAUUUCUGAUCUCGUGUUUUAUGUAAAGCGUGUUUUCAAACGAUGAUUGUGGCAAAGAUUUUAGAAUAGACCAGAAAUUAUCUAUGAAAUUAUAGAAUAUCUUUCAAAAUCUAUAAAUUUGUUUUCAUAUUAGAUUACAAUUGACCAAAAGUUCCAAAAUGGUGGACAUUGUUUAUUUUUAAUGGUAGCAAAGACUAGUAAACUAUUAGAAUAACUUUAUUCCGUAUUUUGUUUAUCGUAGAAUACGUAACAAACUAGCGUAUGCAAUCAUCAUUAAUAAUUGUUGCCUGAACUACUCGAGGCCUAAUUGUCGUCUUGCAAUUAGAAGCAACACAUUUUCUUAAGUAUAUCUAUCUGUGAAAGACGAGAUCGUAACCCAGUACACCAAAUUUUUUAUGUGCACACAAUCAACGACGCUCGCGUCAAGAUUCAACUAACUGCCCAUGAAUAUGCGACAUUUCUGUGACGGAAAUCAACUGUGCUGAUGGCAUGUAUUAAUUAAUCUUGUAUUAUUAACAAACUAUGAAUAACUGUUAUCGGUUGCGCUGAGAUAUUUAAUGAUUGUUGUGCCUGCGAAAACCACUUGAGAUUAUAGUUGUAUUCAAUGUUAAUGUAUUUCUUUACAUCUGAUGUGUGUAACUAGGCGAAACCGAGAUGGAUAGCAUGCUUUUCUCUUUUGGAUUUUCAAAGCCCUAAAAUAAGUGUUCGUACAAUGGGAAAAGUAACUUGAUUGUUCGUAGACGUUACUAGUUUUCGAUACUUUCCUAUCCAGUUACUCGAUAAUUUGACAUCUCCAAGGUUUGUGAAGUAGUCUUACGAAUGAUAAUAAUCGUUUUUUCAACCAACUACAACAGCAACAAACAAAAGCAUAAUAUGUAACGUAUUUUGAUGAACCAGUAGUGGAAAGAUUUAGAUUUUUUACCUCAAGUAUACUAAAACAUUGACUAGAUGAACAAGAUACUAACUAACUAUUGUUGCGAGGAUAUUUAAGUUUGUUGUUUAACAUAUUACAUUUUAUGGUGUGCCGAUGGAAAUGUUCUCUGCAUGCGAUUUGUGAUUUCUCAUAAACCAAAACGUGGGCAUGUGAUGUGAUUGGUUAUAAUUAUGAAAAACAUUAAGUUUAAUGAAAAAAUAUAACUCAAGAUAUGUUUAUAUUCGA
Molecule: messenger RNA, 4886 nt
Organism: Dalotia coriaria
Lineage: Eukaryota; Metazoa; Arthropoda; Insecta; Coleoptera; Staphylinidae
Gene: alpha-Catr
Product: alpha-catenin related
Exons: 12
Biological process (GO): Rho protein signal transduction; cell adhesion
Molecular function (GO): actin filament binding; cadherin binding
Source: RefSeq, a predicted model, not a curated record